Rubroshorea leprosula is the source of this 1033-nucleotide messenger RNA. NCBI's taxonomy places the organism in Eukaryota, Viridiplantae, Streptophyta, Magnoliopsida, Malvales, Dipterocarpaceae. The record is from the annotation of a GenBank genome assembly.
CGACGCUACUCGUCACCGUCGGUUUCUCAAAAAAUUCUCAGCUUCAGAAGUCAGCGGAGAGAGGAGAGCAAGGAGAUGAGCUUGUCGCUCUUGCAGGGCUAUUCUUCCGCGGAAGAAGAAGAAGAAGAAACAGAAGUUGAAGACAACCAAGUUCAUCACCAGCACUCUUCCGACGACGACGAGGAGAUCGAGCCUUCCGCCGCAGUCAAGCGUUACGAUUCUUCAGUAUUCAAGUUCUCCAAUCCUUCGCACCAAAAUAAUAAUUCUGGCCUUCCUUCCGCAUUCGAAGCCUUCUCCCAAAUUUCAGGGCCUCCGGAGUUUCUAAACAAUAGUGUAGAAGAACAGCCAUCCAGACCUGUGGAUGGAGGGAGACAAGGUGGCCGGAGGGAUCCUCCCAAUAAGAAAGAUUUACCUGCUGGAGCUGUGGUAGAGUCAAAAGCACAACUAGUUGGCAUUCAUGAGCGGGUAAGAAGUGAUAUUGGGGACAGCAAGCCUCCAACAUCAGUUUCUAGCACCACCCAAGAUAAGCGUGUAGCAUCUGCAACAAAUCCCAAUGCCGAAGAUGCAGCAGAGCUUCUGAGGAUGUGUCUUCAAUGUGGAGUACCAAAGACCUACUCCAGUGCUAGAGGAAUUGUCUGCCCCAUAUGUGGUGAUCGCCCGCCUGCUGACAACUCUGAGUCGAAGAAGAAGGGGUCUACCAUCAAAGACAAAGAAAAGGUAAAGAGAAUGAGGGGCCAGUCAUCUCAUGCAACCUGGAAAAGUGAAACAGAGAUGCAACUCAGACAGCAGUUUGAUUAGUAUGGUAUCCAGAACUUGUCCUCGCAAAAUAUGAAAUAUUUUAGCAUCUUUGUAGAUUAUGCAAUUGUCAGUCUGCUCAAUUACUGAUACAGAAACUCAUCAUGACUAACUGUGUUGUGUGGAAUGUUUUUGUCCUUUAUCUAGGAUUUGGUCUGUGUUAUUGACCUUUAUUACUAUGCUGUCUCAAUAUGUGACUUUGUUAAUGAUUUUCUUUGAGUUUAGAUUAGUUGAACUC